Rhinolophus ferrumequinum (greater horseshoe bat) is the source of this 3489-nucleotide messenger RNA. It is a transcript of the gene CFAP99, whose product is annotated as cilia and flagella associated protein 99. Lineage: Eukaryota; Metazoa; Chordata; Mammalia; Chiroptera; Rhinolophidae. The record is from RefSeq and is a predicted model, not a curated record. The coding region runs from base 419 to 2350 and encodes 643 amino acids. The transcript is spliced from 16 exons.
CGCCGCGCCGCGCCGCGCCCCGCCCGAGGCGGGCUCACUGCCCGAGGGCGACCCGUGCGCCUGGAGGGGCUGGAAAACUACAAGUCCCGACGGGCAUUGCGGGGGGCGGGGCCCUGCGCGCGGUAUCCUUUGCUGUGCCGCGGGCGCUGUGCAUUCUAGGGAUUGUAGUCUUCCCGCCUACGGCGCCGGAGCCAGUCGCUGGUUGCUAGGCGACGACGCCCAAACGGUACUCCACCCCCCACGGUUACCCCCUCUGGGUGGUUUCGGAAUCCAGGCCGAGCAGGAGCGAAGUAGGGGACCCACCCGGAUAUCCUAGUCCCCUGGCGUCCGCUGGGCCUGGCAGCCCCGGCGGGGGAAGACGAGAAGGAAGGUGCAGGAGCGCCAACGGAGCCCGCCGGCAGGGUCUCUCCCUUGGAAGAUGGCCUACUACGGAGAGUGCAUUGAAACUGUGAUUGAGCAGCUGGACAAAUUUAAACCUAAGAAGGACAGUCCGGAGCAGUUUCUGGAGGCCGCAUCUACCUGCCUGCAGACUCUGAGCCCCCAGAAGCAGGCGUUCAUUUUGGAAGUUCUGUCGGGAUGCCUCGAGUACCGGAAGUUGCUGACCAUCGUGGUGGACGCCUUCUACAUGCGGGAUGGCCAGCUCUGCCUAUGGUCCGACUACAACCUCUUCCAGGUGAUCUGCUACCUGGCCACUUUCCAGCUGGAGGAACUCGGCUUUCAGCUCUUCUGCAACAUCGUCAAGUCCCAGCCAGCAGACAAGAUGUACAAGUUCCUCAGGUUCUUCUUCAACCCCUUACACCUGUGCUCGUGGAUCAAGGACGAGUGGAGCCUCAUCUAUGAGAUGGCACACGUGAAGGAGACCUGGACCGAUCCCCUGAUGAGAUGGCAACCGGAAGUCCAGGAGCUGAUCGACCAGCUGGAGAGGGUGUUGACCAAUCAGCUCCCUCUUUCAAAGACCAAGGCCAAGGUCACAGAGCCCAAGCAAUUUAACCUGACUGUCCCCAAGCCCCGUGCCAUUCCAGUGCCCGCGCCAGUCCCUGUCGUGGCCAAACCAAGACCAGUCCCCAGGACCACCUACCAGUCACCCAAGGAGCAGCAGGUGCUGGAGAUGACCAACAGGUGUAACCGCCGGAAGGCGGAGGAGCUGCUGCUGAGGGCAAACCUGGGGGAGAUGCGGUGUGCGAUGCCCAGGGAGGCCCCUGUGCAGGGCUCCAAGAAGGCGCUACGGCUUCAAUCGCCUCCCCGAAUCCGCAAGGCUCUGCAGCUGCUCUUCUGCAGGCCCAAUGACGACAUCCCAGUCAAGCUGAACACUGCUGCCAUCCUGCGAGAAGGGGCCUUGUACCACCGGCAGGUGGAGAAAGAGCUGCAGAGGGUGGACAAGCUUGUAGACGGGGCCAGGGACUUCUCCGAGUUCCUUGAGUGGCAGAGGAAGAUGCAGGCGAAGGACUACCAGGAGCAGCAGGCUGCCGGCGAGUGCCGGAGGCUGCAGGGCAAGCUCAGCCAUGAGGAGGCUGUCCUGGCCCGGCAGCGUCUCCUGCAGGAGAACAAGCAGAAGGCAGACCGGAAGAAAGAGGAGAUGGCCGAGCUGACACAGCAAUGUGCGGAGAGACGCCUCCAGGAGGAGAGGUCCAUGAAGGAGCUGGUGGAGCAGGUGAUGGAGGGGCACAGGAACAUCCAGGUGGCGCAGAUGAAGCUCCUGAAGGGCCGACAGCAGGCAGUCCAGGAGGUGAGGGAGGAGAGCCAGGAGCUGCUGCAGCGCAGAGCACAGGAGGCCCGGGAGGAGCAGACACGGCGCUGUGAGCUCAUCUGCCAGCUGCGAGCCCUGGAGACACAGCCCACACGCAAGGGCAAGCUUGUGGACCUGACCCAGAUCCCCGGCUAUGGCCUGGAAGGGGAGAUGUCCGUUGUGGAGCUGCGGGAGCGGCUGGCCCGGCUCAAGGAGGCCCAGAAGCGGGAAGAGGAGGAGAAGCGGGACCAGAUCAUCCAGGGCAAGCGUGCCAAGAGCCAGGAGCUGCAGAAUACGCUGGAGCAGAUCUCGCUGUGCCGCUCAGCCAUGGGCAGGUCUGCGGCCUUGAGGUGCGAGGCAAGGAAAGCCGCGGCCCGGGGCGCGCCCUCCCAGGACGAGCGCGUGCUGGAGCUGCAGCUCAGGAUCCAGGAGAAGGCGGCCGAGCGCCGCAGGCAGGCGGCCCUGCUGCACGUGUCGGCGCCGCGGGCUGCGCGCCCCAAGCCGCAGGCUCAGCUGGAGGCGCAGCACUGGCAGGAGCUGGAGCGGAGCCGCCAGCGCCGGCAGUCGGCGCUGCAGCGGGGAGGCUCCGCCUGUGGGCCCGCGCACCGCCUGGAGGCCGCCUGAGCAGGGCGGGCACGCCCCCGGACCCCGCGACGCACUCCUGAAUAAACCGCGCGGCCUGCCGUUUGCGCCUCCUCUUCCUCCUCCGCGCCCCGGUGCCGCUCCCCAGCCCCCCACGCCCCUCCUGCCCUUGUCUCCACCUGCGCAGAGCAGAUAAAACGCUGGACGGCCAAUCAUCGCGACAACCUUGUGCCAAAAAAGUAUCCGCUCUUAUCUGGAAUUCCAAUUUAUGUGGGCGUCCCGUAUUGUAUGUGCUAAAUCUGGCCACCCUAACCCUUCCCUACACCCUAGCGCGAGGCAUUCGAGGCGCCCCCUCUUCGGAGCUCCCAGAGCCCCCUCUGUACGUGCAAACCUGGAAUCUCCACUCUCCAUCUGGAAUCCGGUGGCUUAACCAGGGGACCCCCAAGACUCGGUGUGUGAUUGUGCACCUGCGUUUCGUCAGACCAGUGUCUGGGAUUCUCGAGCCACUAGAAACUGGCCCUCCUCAUGCCUUAGCUCAUGUAAACCUCACCUCAGUGGGGGUCAGGCUGGGGAUGUAGGAGUGCUCUCCAGCCCCUAUUCUACCGAGGAGGCCGCUGGUGCUAAGGUGAAGUGCCCCAAGAGCUCCAAGAGCUGGGACCCAAAGCUAAGGCUGGGUGACUUCAGAACAGCCUUCUCCAGCAUCACCAAAGGAACAAGAUUCACUCUCCUGGGUCCUGGGUCUCCGAACCAGACGGGGUGAGGUCUUGAGGACAGGUUGGCUGAGUGAAAGCCUGCUGUGCUGCAGCUGCCAGGAAGGAGAGAGUAUGGGCCAGCCCAGGGGGUGCGGGGCAGUAAGGGAGGGGCUGGAAACCCCCAGGUGGGUGGAUGUCCAGGGGAGAGAUCCCUGCCCCCCCCAUCCUUCUUGGGUCUGCAGAGAAGAAGGCACCUCAGCAGACGAGGCUCGACCCCACGGCACAUUCAAAUCAGGAAGGGGGGCAUUUCGAAGUGACAAGAACAGAAUAGAUAAAGAGCAGAGUUCCCGCCCAAUACCCUGAACCUCAUCAGAACCCCAGGACUUUUCCACAACCAAGGUUGGUAAAAAGAGGAAUUUCCAACUUCCUGGUCCAAUUAGAGCUGGGAGCAGAUUGCAUUUCAUUUAAAGAAAUAAACAUGACAUUUUA